This is a messenger RNA of Fusarium tjaetaba, 1062 nucleotides long. RefSeq names its product extracellular alpha-1 4-glucan glucosidase. Bases 1 to 1062 code for a protein of 353 amino acids. NCBI's taxonomy places the organism in Eukaryota, Fungi, Ascomycota, Sordariomycetes, Hypocreales, Nectriaceae. The transcript is spliced from 3 exons. The record is from RefSeq and is a predicted model, not a curated record.
AUGGCUGGUGGGCAGAGAUCUAACCCUGCUUGCGAUCUGGGAAUCAGGCAAGCUCCAGCCCAGGUUUACAACGACUUUGGAGCCUACCACGUCAGUGGAACUGACUACAUCUGCCAAGCGACGACAUCCGCCGAGGCUACUACAUCUACUGAAGCAACAACCUCUGCUGAAGUGACUAUCUCCGCCGAGGCGACUACUUCCGCGGAAGCCAAUACAUCAGCAGAGGCUACUACCUCUGCUCUCUCGGCUGGUCAAUCCACUAACACCGAGACCGCCAAGACUACUGAGACUACCAAGUCCAUCGAGAGCACCAAGGUCACUGAGAGCACCAAGGCUACCGAGUCCACUAAAGCUACUGAGGCGACCAAAGUCACGACUAUUACAUACGUUACCGUCUAUCCCACCAACCCAGCGUCUUUGACCACAACUUGCUUCCCUGUUAUUAUCACAUAUGAGCCUUAUGGCUGCGAUCACCCGACUUAUCCAGUAGUCGAGAUGACUACAACUACCAUGCCAUGGAAUACCUGUGGAUCUCAUGGGGAGAAUACCGUUACUCUUACGAUGCCCGCAGCUGCUUGCGAGACCCCAAGCGGUACCCACGGAUACGCGACUGGCCUUGGCAACGUUCACUUAACGCAAGGAUCACACAGCUACGUGCAACCAGGUCAUGAGAACGGCCAUUCCUCUGUCUCCAGCAAGCCACAGCCUCGAUAUGAGAACGGGAAGCCGUAUGUGUCCGUUCAUGGCGCACCAGCACAAACCCACAAUAAUGGAACCUACCAUCCUCCUGCUCAGCCAAUCUUCUCUGCAUCCAAAUCUGGUGUCGUAGUACUCCCUUUGGCGUCUGCACCUAGCAAUGGUCAAGAGGCCGCCCCAACGACUCUCGCCACUAAAGGAGCUGCUACCGGUGAAGGACAGACCACCAAGUCGACACAUGGUAAGUACCCUUCUCAGCCCGCAGAGGCACCAUCCAUAUCGGUUAUUACUUCCGGUGCCAAUAAGGAAGAUCUUAUUGUUUGGACUUGGAUUGUUGGAGUCAUCGGUUUGAUGAUGGCGUUUUAG